This is a messenger RNA of Cydia amplana, 1475 nucleotides long. RefSeq names its product histone-lysine N-methyltransferase Set8 (gene Set8). NCBI's taxonomy places the organism in Eukaryota, Metazoa, Arthropoda, Insecta, Lepidoptera, Tortricidae. The transcript has 6 exons. The record is from RefSeq and is a predicted model, not a curated record. Gene Ontology annotation, molecular function: protein binding; transcription regulator activity; histone H4K20 methyltransferase activity. Gene Ontology annotation, biological process: regulation of transcription by RNA polymerase II; regulation of DNA damage response, signal transduction by p53 class mediator. Gene Ontology annotation, cellular component: nucleus; polytene chromosome. The coding region runs from base 345 to 1277 and encodes 310 amino acids.
AAUAGUACAACGAAAACAAGCAAGCGUCCAUUUUCUUUCUCCUGUAGCUUCUGUAUCUUGAGUCAGUUUUUAAAAGAAAUCUAAUUAUAAUUUAUAAAUGGCGAAGACAUAAAGCCAUCCUAGAGUUUGAAGAAGUACAUGGUAGGUAACAAUAUCUGCAUGUUCCGCUCGUGACAAGAAUCAGAUGAUGAUUGAUCAUAUGAAGAUUUCCCGCGAUCCUAUCAUGACAAGGUCUAUUACCAAACAUUCGUAACACGACGCUGCCUCAGCAUUGCGUCUGAUAAGACCAGUUCUCUGACGGUCUUUUCUGGUCUUUUUGUUGUGUUUGUUAAUCUUUGAAGGACAUGGUUCGAGCCAAUACUUUGGCCACCCAGGAGGGUGCAAAGACCCCUCAUCGCAUUGAGUUAUGUGAGCACCAGCCUGUCAGACCUACCCGCACCUAUAGAAAGCGCAGGAUUAUAGCUGCCAUACCCACUAAGACUGAGAAUGGAGAAGUGAAAUCUGAACCAAAAAUAAAGAAAAUUGAUGUUAAAUCCAAACCACUGAAUAAUUGUAACGGGUGCACAAACAUGACCAACGGACUCGGUGUGCGUUCCCGAGCAGCUCGGGCCGCCGCCCGCGCCGCAGAGAGCCACAAACUAACUGAAUAUUUUAAGGAGGAACUGAAGAGUCCUAAGGUGGAACGUCCGCCAACACCCAAAGAUAUAGAAAAGACUGUCAAAGUAGAACCUAAAAUCACAAAUGGAAAUUCAAACCAUAAGCUUACGGAGUAUUUCCCUGUGAGACGUAGUGUACGGAAGACUUCAAAAUGUAUGAUGGCAGAGAAGAUGAGAGAUUUGGAACGAGCUGUGAGAGAACAGAGAGAAGACGGGCUAGCGGUGGCAUAUUUCGAAGGCAAAGGGCGCGGCAUAAUCGCGACGCGUCCGUUUUGCCGCGGCAGCUUCGUGGUGGAGUACUCGGGGGAGCUGGUGGGCGUGCAGGAGGCCCGCGAGCGCGAGCACAUGUACGCGCAGGACCCGGAGGCCGGCUGCUAUAUGUACUACUUCAGGCUGCAGGACCAACAGUAUUGUAUCGACGCCACAGCAGAAUCCGGCCGGCUGGGCCGCCUCGUGAACCACUCCCGCACGGGCAACCUGCACACGAAGGCGCUGUGGGUGGACCGGCCGCGGCUCGUGCUGCUGGCCGCGCAGGACAUCGCGCCCGGCGAGGAGCUCACCUACGACUACGGCGACCGCUCCAAGGAGUCGCUGCAGCACCACCCCUGGCUCGCGCUCUGACGUGUGACCGGUAUGUUUCCAGAAAUCUCCGGUGGACUACUGAACGUUAUUUAUUGAUUUAGCUUAAUUGUGAAGUUUUCUGUUAUGACGCUUUGUUUGAAGUUGGACAUAAUAUUCAAUGUUGUUAAGUAUUAAGACGAGUGGCCUAACUACCUGAAUUGACGAGUUUAGAAUCUAUGCUGGAAUUGCUGGAUGUCU